GCGAGUGUCUCUCUGCUUGGGCAUCUGCACCUGGAUCGGGAUAUAAAAGCCUGGCAGGAUGGGGGCACCUGAACACUGGAGCUGCGACCUCAGCCUCCUCCUUUCCCUCAUAGUGAUAGUGUCUGCGGUGUCUGCAGCUGAUCCUUUUGACUCCCAAUUGGGAGACAUCACAUCCUGCAGCAAGCAGUGUCAGCUUAUCUUCCAGCAGCAGAGCUCAGCCCAAGAUGCUGUCAUUGCUGCCUGUUCUAGGGGCUGCAGGCUGUUCUCCAUCUGUCGCUUUGUGGAUGUCACUGCUGAACUCAACACCACCAGAGCUGAAUGCGAGUCAGCCUGCGUUGAAGCCUAUGCCAAAGCUGAUGAACAAUAUGGAUGUAUCAUUGGCUGCAGAAAACAGCUGCCUGAAGUUGAAAACCAAAAAGAAAAGAUGCUGGAUCUCCGGCUUCCUUCAUAUUUUUCUGUGUUUGACCUCAUAUCUGGCUUCUGCAGUGACAUUGUCAGCUCAGCUCAGAGUUUUAUCUCUUCUACUUGGACCUUCUACCUACAGGCAGAUGAUGGAAAGGUGGUUGUUUUCCAGUCUCAGCCAGAAAUUGAUUUUCCAACUUUAGAGCUGCAAGCUCCACGAUCAGAUGUCACAGAGAAAGCAUGGACCUUAUCCAAAAUUAAGCCACAUACAGGCCUACGAGACAGGACAGAGAAAGUGCAACGGAAGGAGUCCAAGAUGAAACAUAAAUUGCCUCAUAUGGAGGCCCCACAAUCAGAGCAUGAUUUCUUAGGCUGCAUGUCCAAGCGCUCUGGAUUGCCACGCUGGAUCUUGGCUGCUUGCCUCUUCCUCUCUAUCAUUGUGAUGUUGUGGCUUAGCUGUGCAAGUCUGGUGACUGCUCCUGAUCAGCACAUAAAGGCACAGGCCCUGAGUAUAAAUGGAGACAAGGAGUACCUUGAAGAUAUUGAGAAACCUGCCCCCUUUCCACUCCAGCCUGUUGUUGCUGUUACUAUUUGCCCUACAGAAGAAAGCGAGGAGGCAGGACCUCUCCCUGUCAAAGUCGACAUGGACAAAACCAUCAUUUAAGACAAUCUCUGAUAAACCUGUAGUGCUAUGGGUGUGUUUGUGUGUGCACCACAAUGCAUUGUAUGCUCCUGUAGCAUUAGAGGGGGUAAUUGUCUUGUUUUACUGGUCUCUUUUGCUUCCUUUUGUUGCAAAGCAUCAAGGUGGUUUGUCAGCAACCGAAAAACAAACCACAAAUGAUCAAAUCCUUGUGGUAUUUUCUUAAGAAAGUGAAAGGCUGCAGUUAUUGUACUGGUUGCUUAUGUUGACUUGAUUUUUCGAUCACUUAGGUCCAGGGAGCCAAUAAGUUACAGUGCUUCAGUAACAACUCCUAGAGCCCAAGUGAAAAUGUGCUAAGACUGUUUCUAUAACUGUAAUCUUCUCUUAAGGCAAUGUUCUACUGUGUCUUCUUUAUGGGUAAGAAGACAAACUACAGGAGGCACACAACUUUGUAUAAUGUUAUCUACAAGCUAAAGCUAUGAAGCAUGUCCAUGUUGAUCCAUUCAGAAGUAUCACAGGCUUUACACUAAUCUGUAAGUGUGUAUAAGUUCCCCCUAUACUGGGUGUUUUUAUAAAUACCUACGUACAUUAGGUAUUCCAUUACAGUAACGUCUUUGGUGAUACAUGCUUAGGUAUUAAUUUUGUAUGUAAAAUAUUAUUCAUCAAAAGCGUGUGCUUUAUACUUAAUGAAUGGGUCUUUAAAGUCAGGGAAUGUUAACAAGCUCUUAUUUAUACUGUGUAGUCAGAAAGGUUGCUUAAUUACUCUUCUUCUUGAACUAUAGCCUGAGUAGUUUCAAUUAUUAAAAGACUGAUUUGGGAAAUUGUGGGCUAAUAAACAAUGUGGCAUGUUAACGAAAACUGCCUAACUCUCCUAUAUCAUUGCAGGCUUAUUGAAAUGGACAUCUAAUUCUUCUAGAGAUGUUCUGAAAUUAAGGGCAAGGUGUUCAAAAGUGGAGUCGGCGUAAAGAUAUUGCUAAGUGACAACUUCUGUAGUAAUCAGUGGAUAGGUGUAUCUAAUGCUGUUCAAGUGCCAGUCUACAUGAUUUACAAACUUGUGUAACUAUAGCAUAUCCCCCCCAGUAUACACUAGUCUAGACACAUUUACUAACAUUAUCAUUGCUUUAACCUUUACCCCAUAGCUUAAAGACAAUCUCAUUAAAGGGACACUCAUGGGAAAAUGAUUGUAUAUAGAAAGUUGUACAGUGUUCUAUAUGAACAGUUGGGGGGCUGCAUCGUAAUAUAAAAAUGACUUACAUACUUCUGUCUUUGGUACAUAUGAUGGGAUCCAAUACAAGGAAAUUUCACUAGAGCCAAAUUAUCAUUAUAACAUUUUAUUAUUUAAUCUCAUAGACAUCCAUUUGGGAUAACUGCUGCCAGAAUAGUGUAGCGUAUAGGGAUGCACGGAAUCCACUAUUUUCGGAUUUGGCCAAACCCCGAAUCCUUUGUAAAGGAAUAUGUAAAUUAGGGUUUAGAUUUGGCCAAAUCCUUAAGGGAUUAAAGAAAAAUGUUCAGCUUCCGUGUUUAUGUGACAAAAAGUCACAUGAUUUUAAGGAUUCCGAUUCGGUUCGGCCAGGAGCGUGGAUUUGCCCAAAUCCAAAUCCUGCUGAUAAAGGCUGAAUCUUGGGCAAAUCCCAUACUGGAUUCAGUGCAUACCUAGUAGCCAAAGCCCUUGGUCUUCUCUGUGCUUCUGUAUAAGAUCAGUUUGUUUGUGAGGAAUCUGUCUUGUAGUAAAAGCGACGAGAGAGGACCUAUUUGUGCUUAGUGACUUUGCUGGAGACUGAUGGAAGUGGAUACAAUGCAUGGCAAUUGUGAGGGUUACAUUUAUCCAUAUUUUAAGUGAUUCUAAGUGCAUUCUAAAACAUUUCACCCAGUCUGGAUGUAGCUAUUAAAAAUUGCAUUUUUUUUAAUAAAAGACAUUGGCCAUGAA
This is a messenger RNA of Xenopus tropicalis (tropical clawed frog), 2969 nucleotides long. It is a transcript of the gene tmem59l, whose product is annotated as transmembrane protein 59 like. The record is from RefSeq and is marked provisional. Gene Ontology annotation, cellular component: Golgi membrane. NCBI's taxonomy places the organism in Eukaryota, Metazoa, Chordata, Amphibia, Anura, Pipidae.